This is a messenger RNA of Electrophorus electricus (electric eel), 3806 nucleotides long. It is a transcript of the gene tspy, whose product is annotated as testis specific protein Y-linked. Lineage: Eukaryota; Metazoa; Chordata; Actinopteri; Gymnotiformes; Gymnotidae. Gene Ontology annotation, biological process: nucleosome assembly. The record is from RefSeq and is a predicted model, not a curated record. Gene Ontology annotation, cellular component: nucleus.
AUUGUUUUUCUGGUUCGUAUGAAAAAACAACGUAGCUUCAGACAAAUGGCGAACGGAAGGACAAAUUAUAAACAAAUCCGCAGAAUUAGAAAAUACGAAGUAUUGCCCUACAUUUAAGUAAGAGAGUUUUGUUCUUGUUGUGGGCAGAAUCUGCAGUAUUGAGACUGCUAGGAAGCAAACACUGGAGCUACAUUUCGAGAGUUAGCAUACAACUGAGCUAGGCCUCUUAAAUUUACGCAGACUGGCUCUGUGUUUGGGAUCUAGCUAGCCAGCCAAGGAAUAAAUGCUAUGCAAAGGGGUUAGCUAGCUAGCUAGCCAGCUAACAGCCUCGCUAAUCAUUAAGAUCACAUCAGGGCAAAUUAUAUCAGUACGCAAUAGUUGUAACAGUCUGCGAACAAUAACAUGAAUACGAAUUCGGACAGCAGUAAGCCGUCCGAACUGAAGAAGAGAAGCGCAAGCCCACGGCAGGAGUCUGACUCCCCACUGUCAAAGCAGUCAAAAGUGGAUGAUGAAAAAGAUAGAGAGAUUGAUUCCUCCCAACGCGCUGACAAAGACGUUGCUCAAGACAAAUAUGAAGAUAGCCCCCCAGACAAUAACAGUGUUGUUGAAGGCGAUAAACAGAGAUAUGGUGGUGGUACGAACGGAACACAAAGCACAAGUGAUGCCGACGGUGGUUCUGAUUCACGGGUGAGCGCGAAAGAGGGGAAGUUAGAUGCACUGACACACACAGACGAAGUUGGAGAUGCGGCUGAGAGCGAAAACGGCUGCCAACCCUCAACUUCGCACAAGGAGCAGUCAGAUUCUGCAGCUAUUGCCGCAGCGGAAGCACUCGCGAGUCUGACUGGCGUAGGGGAUGUGGACGACGACAGUAAGGAAAUGCCUUGUUCGUCCAAGCAAGCAUUCGGCAGAAAAUUGGCAGAUAAAUUUAACCGUCCCAGUUGUUCCAAGGAGAGCACCAAGCCUGAGAGGGGUCAGCACGCAGAGGCUGCCGCGGCGGAUAGCUCUUCAUCCCUGCUAAACUGCGCGGAACGGGAGGACGAAGAGCAGGUACAUUACAUGGAUGAGGAGGACGACUCACUACCAGGGUCCUCAUCAACUGCCAGCUCCUCUAUUGCAUCUGAUAAUGACGAUAACGAGGACGGCGAGUGUGCCAUAGUGUCGGUGAAGAUGGCCCCAGAGGUCCGCCAGUCCGUUGCGCUCCUCGCGCAGGUGCAGAUGCGGCUGGACGCACUGGAGAAGAAAGGCGCUCGGCUGCAUCAGCGCCUGGAGAUGAAGAUGGGCCGUCAGCGACGCCCUCACCUGGACCAACGUGGCGCCAUCACUCAAACCAUUCCGGGCUUUUGGGUUACAGCACUUCUCAACCAUCCACACUUGUCAGCUCACAUUGACGAAAAUGAUGAAGACGCUCUCAGCUACAUGACCAAUUUGGAGAUUGAGACUUUUAAAAACAACAAACUUGGAUACCGAAUUUGCUUCCAUUUCCGACGGAAUCCAUUCUUUCAGAAUAAAGUUAUAGUUAAAGAGCUACAUCUUGGAAUGGGAGGGUCCCCUGUUUCUUUUUCAAAUCCAAUUCUUUGGCACCGUGGGCAGAAUUUGACAGGAAAUGGAGAAUCAAGGCGAACCUCACGAGGAGUUUAUCAGAGCUUCUUCCACUGGUUCAGUGACCACAGCAGCCCUGGAGGAGAUGACAUCGCUCAGAUUCUGAAAGAUGACCUGUAUAGGAACCCUCUCAGGUACUAUCUGACCCCACUAUGGGAGCCACGGGAAAAUGGCAGCACACCCAAACCACCGGACAACAGUAACGGAGAUGAGUGUGUGAUAAUCUCAGAUUCAGAUGAUGACCAGGAAGUGGUUAGUCAAGACCAAUGUCAGGAACCAGAAGAAGAAGUCGACGAUGGUGGGGAAGAUAACGGUCAAGUUGCAGGCUCUGAUGACAGUGAACAAGAAGCAGGGGAGUAUUCCCUCGAGGAGAGGGAGGAAGAGGAAGUAGAUGUAGAGGAAGUGGAUGAGUCACGUGACUCAAGUGGCUGUGAGGUCAGAGGGCAAGGCCUGGAAGAGGAAGAAGAUAUUGAUAUCAAUGAGGAUGUGGAGGAAGAAGCUGAAGAUGAAAACUAAAAAAAAAACAAAAACUUAAAAAUAAAAAAAAAUUAAAAGAAAAAAACUUUAAACCUGUUUGAUUUUAUGCAGAUAAAGCUUAUUUAGAUAUAUUCUUCAAGUAAAUGAAGAGCUCAUUAGGUUGUUAUGGCAGACAACAAGAAGUAGCUGUAUUGUGGCUGGUAUCUCAGGAUGUACUGUUCGUAUAUCCCAAUACUUAAGGAUAAAGUUUAUCUCGGUUUUUAGAGCGGGGUUUGGUCUGGCAGUCAUUACUAAAAUUUUCUUUGCAUUAUCUAACUUUGUGUGUUUUUCAGCUGGUUUAAGAUAAGACCUCUGGUUGGACAGCUAAUACUGGACAAUGUUACAGUAUUAACCUUGUUGUGCUUAAUAUGGAGAUGAAAGGUGAAGUUAAACUUAUUCAAGUUAAAGUAUUUUUGGGGAAAGUUCCAUAUGAGAUGUGUCACAUAUACAUGUGUAAUACUUACAUGCUUUUGAUGCACACGCUUCAUGUCGUUACUUUUCCCACUUUUACACUCAUGCUAGUCAAAAAAAAAAAGUUGAAAUGUCUCAAAGUUUAAAAUCCAACUUGCGUGAUUUAUUUUCAGCUAGACAGAGAACUACAGUAACUGAAUGAAUGUGCCCUGUAGAAAGCUCCUAGCGACCCAGGGCAUUGUUAGGUGGCAUGACAUGGCAUGUUACAAAGUGUUUACGGCACUACAGUAGACCCACCAGCCUAUCCGAGGUUUUUCUACACUGAAUCAGAUUCCCUCUAUGCAUAGUGAUUUAUAUGGAUAAAACCACAAAAUCCCUUUUAACCAAAUUUGCUAUUUGCAAGUUUAUUCACCACAGGCUUUUUGAAAAUUUUGUGGUAAAUAUGUGUGAGGGGUGUGUGCUAAACAAAUGUAAACAUUUCAGAUGCACUUAGUUCUGAACCAAACCUGGAUCACUCAGGGAUGUUUAUUACAGUGGCUUUGUUCCAUAAAUGUGUCAUUUUUUAUGGGUAUAAUAAUCACACAUGGUACUUUGUUCAUUUUAAUCUUACUUGUUUAUAGUUUAUGUAGUUACAUAGGUAGAUUCAAGAACAUAAUUGUAGAUGUAUCUUGUUUCCUUUUAAUUUGGUCAGCAUAAGCAGCUAAGAACCUGAUGCUUCUCCUGCCAGCAUACAAGUUCUAAUUCUGUGCACGGUGGGGAACAAUUACUAGUGUCAGUUUAAAAUAUUUGACAAUAGAUGUCAGCACAUUGUCAACACAUGCAUGAACAUGCUAUGAGCAGUCACAAGCUACAAUGAAUCAUAUCCAUUGUUUUACCAUGUAAAUAAAAAACUCAUUAGGGCAGGUGGCAUGAUGUAGCUUUAUCAACAGACUUUGUGUCAUUUUUUGUGCUACUGGGUGUAUAUUCAUAAAACAUCAAUCAUGCAUUUAUAUGUCUGAAUUAUUGCAUACACAAAUUAUAUAGUGAAUCUGCAAGUUUUUUUUCCUGAUUUUUCUGGCAUCCAUCUCUUUUUAAUUUUUUUUAAUUUAUUUUUGUAAUUAAUCAACUUGCAAUUAGAUUUAUCAUCUUGCUUCAGCCACAUGACCUUAUGGUUAUGAAAUAACUGUUUGACUUCAAUGGACAAAUCUUAAAAUCUGAAGUACCAUGAAAGAAAGCUAUUUUUGUGUGGUAAAUUUUAUAGUUUAUCAGUAAAUUUGAAAUAAAUGGUAUGUUUUGUGUCA